Molecule: messenger RNA, 1224 nt
Organism: Entrophospora sp. SA101
Lineage: Eukaryota; Fungi; Glomeromycota; Glomeromycetes; Entrophosporales; Entrophosporaceae
Source: the annotation of a GenBank genome assembly
AUGAAACGUAGUAACGAUAAUGCAAUAAUAGCUGAUUAUUAUCAUAAAGCUGCUCCGUUGAGAUUAAAGCAAUCCAUAAAUCGACCUUCAAAAAUUUAUCAAAAAUAUUCUACAAAUAUUAUUAGACGAACUGUAUAUCUUGGAAAUUUACCAUCAAAUGUAGAAGUUUAUAAACUUAUAAAUCAAAUCAAAGUUGGUCCAUUAGAGUCUGUCAAACUCCAUCCUGACAACACUUGUGCCUUCAUUUCUUUUAUGAAUGCUAUUCUUGCAAAAGCAUUUUAUGAUGAAGCUAUGACCAAACAAAUUUUUUAUGAAGGUCAAAAACUUUACGUUAGUUGUGGUAGACCAUCAGCUGUACCUUUAGGUGUUCAAUUAGCUGUUGAUGAAAACAAUGCUUCACAUUUGGCUGAAUAUGGUAAUAUUGAUACUAUUCAAAUUAUCAGAGGAAAAAAGAUUGGAUUAGUUCAUUUCUUGAAUAUUUCAAGUGCCAUUAGAGCAGUUAAAUCACUACCAUCAAAAUACGCAUACAAAGAGGUUAAAGUUGACUAUGCCAAAGACACAAUAAUAGCUGAUUAUUAUCAUAAAGCUGCUCCGUUGAGAUUAAAGCAAUCCAUAAAUCGACCUUCAAAAAUUUAUCAAAAAUAUUCUACAAAUAUUAUUAGACGAACUGUAUAUCUUGGAAAUUUACCAUCAAAUGUAGAAGUUUAUAAACUUAUAAAUCAAAUCAAAGUUGGUCCAUUAGAGUCUGUCAAACUCCAUCCUGACAACACUUGUGCCUUCAUUUCUUUUAUGAAUGCUAUUCUUGCAAAAGCAUUUUAUGAUGAAGCUAUGACCAAACAAAUUUUUUAUGAAGGUCAAAAACUUUACGUUAGUUGUGGUAGACCAUCAGCUGUACCUUUAGGUGUUCAAUUAGCUGUUGAUGAAAACAAUGCUUCACAUUUGGCUGAAUAUGGUAAUAUUGAUACUAUUCAAAUUAUCAGAGGAAAAAAGAUUGGAUUAGUUCAUUUCUCAAGUGCCAUUAGAGCAGUUAAAUCACUACCAUCAAAAUACGCAUACAAAGAGGUUAAAGUUGACUAUGCCAAAGACAGGUGUGAAAUAUAUAUGCAAAACACUCUCCUUCAAAGCUUUGGAAAUAAUGCCACAUUAAAGGCAGCUCAUAAUCCUUAUCCUAAUGUUAUGUCAACAACUCAUAAUCAUUAUUUUAAUGGUGUCGACAACUUGUAA